AGGAGCUCGGUCGGUAUAAAAUGGCCCACUCAACCAAUCUCCCGACCCCUAGAGGCGAGAGGCUGAGAGGUCAAGAGUAGGCUGAACCCGCCCACACACACCCAUUCCUCACCAACCCCACCUCUCGACUAUCACCUCACGAUCAUGGGCAGUUCACGGGUGGAAGGCCUCAUCCCCUUCAUCUACAAGGCCAUCAAGGAGCACCGCCGGAGCAGCAGCCGGGCCGCCUACCGGGGCGCGGAGGCGGAGGACGACGUGGACCUCGGCGACACGGACCAGAGGCGGCGCUGGCUGGAGCAGGAGCUGCGGUCACCGCUCAACGCCGCCGCCGCCCCGGCGUCGACACAGGCGCACGGGCGGAACCGGUCGCUGGAGGAGCUGGCCGGCCAGGUGGGGCUCUCGCCGGGCCGGCGGCUGCCGCUGCCCAAGGCCAGGAGCGUCCGCGCCUUCGCCUGCAUCGGCGCCGGCGCCGCGUGACCGCCGAACACGUACGUGCUUAGUGCUUACGCGUACGCCGUAGUCCGGUAGAUGCGUACUUUGGAUUCAUGCUUUGUGGGUCAAGUGCAGUAGUAGUGCAAGUUUUGGUUGAAGCUGUGCAUACGUACGAGUGAUUCAGUAAUAUAUAUGGCAGGAGUUGGAGAUUGUAAACCAACACAUACUUCUCGUUUCAAUUUUGUUUCUCAAA
This is a messenger RNA of Aegilops tauschii subsp. strangulata, 685 nucleotides long. RefSeq lists its product as uncharacterized. The record is from RefSeq and is a predicted model, not a curated record. Lineage: Eukaryota; Viridiplantae; Streptophyta; Magnoliopsida; Poales; Poaceae.